Scylla paramamosain (green mud crab) is the source of this 1536-nucleotide messenger RNA. RefSeq names its product fibrocystin-L-like. The record is from RefSeq and is a predicted model, not a curated record. Lineage: Eukaryota; Metazoa; Arthropoda; Malacostraca; Decapoda; Portunidae. The transcript is spliced from 10 exons. Bases 130 to 1443 code for a protein of 437 amino acids.
CUGGAAAGUGCCCUGGGAACUGAUCUCACAGUCCAGUACUCCGGCUCCUGCAAGAACUACCACUACUAAAUUGAGUGGGAGGAAGAUCCCGGCAGAAAGGAGCUGGUGGAGAUACACACAGAUAACCUGAUGUUUGAUGGAACUCUAAAAACCAAGAUCAUUCGUGACUCAGCCGGAGUCCUUUGGCACAGCCCUCUUGAGACAGACUUUGUGACCACUCAUAGGGACUCUCCUCAUGUGACAGUACAAGUGAAUGGUUACUUUGGUGCAUGUCUUGGUGCCUGUGCCUUCACCUACGAUGAUGCCACCACUCCCAUGCUGACUGGCGUCUCCGGCACUGCAGGCGAGGGGCUGCAGCACACCCUCACCCUGAGUGGCACGGCCAUCACUGCCACCCAGCUCACCUGCACUGUAGCACUGUGGGGCGGCUUGCAUUCAGUGGCACUCAGCAUGCAGCCGGCUGGCUCGGCACUGCUCCCCUCCCCCAUCAUCUACAUGGUGCCAGUCACCGUGGUUGCACUCAGCAUCACGGAGGGCAGCACUGGUGGACAGUAUCCUCUCACUGUGACUGGCACUGGCUUCCCAGACAGUGAUGGGUGGGAGGCUGGCAGUGCCAUUAUGACUCUGGGUGGCAAGAAGUGUGUGGUUAUCUCUGGUGGACCCACAAAGGUCACCUGCACAGUGCCUGCUGGUGAGGGCACGGUGGAUGUGGUGGUGGAUGUGGGCGGCACAAGUGGCUCCCUCCCUUCCUCCUUCACUUAUGACGUCUCACUGUCACCCACCAUCAUUGGCCUUUCCCUCCACACCCUCUCCCUCUUUGGUCAAGAGGAACAAACUGGCACUUCAGGAUCAGUUCAUAUCGGAUCAGAGCUGUGUUAUACGACUCAUUGGAGUAACAUCAGCGUGAGCUGUCUUACCCCGGCACUGUCGGCUGGCACUCAUACCCUGGUACUCUCCGCUGAUGGCUUUGGUGCUGCUGCCAGGGAAAUGGAGUACGUACUGCAGGUGACCUCGGCCUCAGCUACCCAGGGGUCAGUGAAGGGUGGCACGCUGGUCAGGCUGGGCGGCACAGGCUUCAGCUCGGAUUGUUCCCGCCUCAAGGUGAAGCUGGGCCAGGUGUAUGAGUGUGAGGUGCUGCAGUGCUCCAAUGAGGCCCUCACCUGCAUCACCAGGCCCAUCACCACCAACUACAGGAUUGUGAAUGUUGGCACCAGCUCUGAGACUGUAUCAUGGUAUCCUCGUGUGCUGGAGGUAGUGGAGGGAGAUUCAGUAACCUGGCAGUGGAGUAAGGUGUCUGAGAACUCACAGCUGCAGUACGGAGUGUGUGAGGUGGCCAGCCCUGUGGAUAAGUGUGAGGACGCUGAUGGUUCUGGCUUCUUCUCAGGGACACAGACUGCUGCAGGUGCCGGCCAAGAUGGACACCCUUACCUUCACCUACAGUGAGGCACUCACCCCUGUGGUCACCAGCAUGGCAGUGCAGGGCGAGGAAGUGACAUUGUCUGGCCACAACUUUGGCAGUGACAACACCAAGGUCAC